Molecule: messenger RNA, 4432 nt
Organism: Bactrocera dorsalis (oriental fruit fly)
Lineage: Eukaryota; Metazoa; Arthropoda; Insecta; Diptera; Tephritidae
Gene: Cep97
Exons: 13
Coding region: 536-3223 (895 amino acids)
Molecular function (GO): protein binding
Source: RefSeq, a predicted model, not a curated record
AGCAACCCUGACAUUUAAUUUUUUUCGCGGCAACCCGGUAAAUGUACAAAAAUCAAUCGAGGCAAAUCAAAUUCUGCUAAUGCUGCCAAAAUUUUCAAUUUGAAAAAAUUCUAAAUAAAAAUUCUUUGCAAAAUUCGCUCAUCUUUAUUAAAUUAAAUAUUUUGUACAUCAUGCUAAGAUCUUGCAACAUAAAGUCUAGUUUUUAAUUGAAACAUUUGUGAAAAGUGAAGAGAUCAAAAAAACAAUUUAUAUAGAAAAGUGUAUGGAAAACCGUCAAGUCGCUUUUGUGUUCAUUUUUUCACACCGCCCCGCUAUCAACGCAAAAAAACAACAUCAGCUUAAAAUUGCUACAUUUGCCAUCGACGUCGCCGUCACCGUCAACGUUUUCCGGCAGCAUAAACAAUACAAUUGAAGUAUUUAAAUUUAUUCAUUAACACAGCAAAAUUCAACGGGCCAUUGAUUUUUCUCAGUUGUUUGAGCAAACUGCUGGAAUUUUCAGCGUUUGGAAGUAGUAGUGCGACAAAAAGCUGCUAAAAUGAGUGAAGAGGAGAACGAUAAAGUCACUUUGGAUCUCUCGCGAAAGCAAUUGAAGAAAGUGCCAAAACAGGAUGAUGCCCAAAAUGUGCGUGUGCUCAAACUGGACGAGAAUGAGCUGCAGAAAAUUGACAACAUCGACUCCUAUUUGAAAAUUGAAGUUCUUUCACUUAGUAAAAAUCAGCUGCUACGCAUGUAUGGCGUUUGUCGUUUACACUGUCUGCGCGAACUAAAUCUCUCGUUCAAUGGCAUACUCUCCAUUGAGGGCCUGAAGGAUUGCAUACAUCUGAGGCAUUUGAAUUUGGAGGGCAACAACAUUAAAACCAUUGAGCAUUUAAAUAAUAAUAUUAAAUUAGAAUAUUUAAAUUUGGCUGAGAAUAGUAUAGGCAGUAUAUCGGAUAUAUCGUUUUUGAAGAAUUUAAAGGAAUUAUAUCUGCAAGGCAACCGCUUAACGCAUCUCCGACAAUGUGAUAAAUAUUUACCCGUAUCCUUGGAAAUUUUAACCUUAGCAAAAAAUUCUAUUAGCGAUUUAAAUGAGAUCUGCACGCUGUCUAAUUUGUCUAAUUUGCAUAGUCUAACGUUGAGUGAGAACCCAUGUAUUAUGAUGACUGGCAACGCCGAUGGCUUCGAUCAUCGUCCUUUCGUAUUGAAUUGGUGUAUGAGCUUAAAAGUGAUUGAUGGCUUUGUAGUAGAUCCCAUAGAGAGCCUCAAAGCGGAAUGGCUCUACAGUCAGGGGCGUGGGCGACAAUUUCGCAUUGGUGAACAAGCUACCUUGGCCAAAUAUUUAAGUUCUGUUUGCCCACUUAUUGGCAAAGCUUUGGAGAAUGAAAAUGAACGUAAAUUACGUUUGAUACUUAGCAAAGCUCAGCAGCACCAACGACAAUUGCAAGAGGAAAUUUCAGAGAAUUCAAAUGCGUCGAGCAAUAAUUCACCUUCUUCGUGUAGACGUAAGACCAGCAGUCGCAUACAAUCCCCGAGAUUUUCACGUUUAAGUGGGCGUCAAGGCUCACCUGACUCAAUGGUGAAUAGCUAUCAUGGCAACACUUCAAGUGAAACGAUUACGAACAAUAUAAAUCACACAACACCGAUGACCACUUCUUUGAUAGAGAAUAUCAAACAUGAUUCGAUGCUAAUGUCACAAAGCACAUGUGAUAGCUCAAUAACCGGCGGUGGCAGUAAUAUGAAUACACGCACGAAUAAUUCACAGGAAUCUACGCCUCGCACGAUAACGCCAAAUCCAUAUAAUGAUCAAAAUUAUACCAAUAUGCCCGUUAACGUUGGUGGUCCCUUGGCUGCGGCCUCCAAAAUGGUGCCCGUACCAGAGGCGCUCAUGAGUCCAGAUGUUUGUCCCGCCGCUGUGGCGCAACGCGUCACCGUCAACGCAAUCAAUACGCAAAUGCAAAAUUCAAAAACACACAAAAACAAAGAUAACAAACUCAAUUCACCGAAGAUGCGCAGCCCGCACUUGAAACGCAAUACGGAACGCUAUAGCCCCAAUAUGAGUCCACGACGUGGCAGUAGUACUUCGAAUAUGACACUGCAACAUAACAAUGUAUCGAAUUUGAAUCGGGCCGUGGCCGCUCAUGCGCAGGCUCAAGUGGAUAAUCAGAUGAAGUCGCGUCUAACGGGCAAUUCGAUGCAUGUGGUAGCGCCGGAUACCGGUUCGGGCGGUAUCAGUUCGGAUGACGACAGCGAUCACAUAAACAUUGACAAGCUGAAAACGAUACGCAACAAGGCGGCACAGCGCACACAACAACAACAGAAAGAGGCUAGUGUGCAACAUGCAGAGAAUCAUGCUACAGAGUCUUCGGCGGUUGUUAUACAAAAGAUUUGGCGCGGCUAUCGUACACGCAAGAAAACCAAGGAUAUUGCCGAGAAGCUGCUUAAGAUACGCACACACGAGUAUAUUGACAAACUUACCAAAGACAUGGAACUCACCAAAGCGCAGCUGGAAAACGAACGUAAAAUACAGCAACUACAAAUGCAGGCUAUUAAUGCGCUGUGGAAGAAGGUCUCCACAAUGCAGGGUGGCGCAACAGUUAGCAGCGCCACAACCAGUAUGACUGACAGCGCCGCAACUGCUACUGUGGACGGCGGUAGCAAUAUCAGCGUUUCGACUGAUAGUGGGCGUACCUUAGCGCUGGAUAACAGCUCCACCGCCGCGGUGCACGACUUGGCCAAGACGUGUACAAUGCUGACCAAUCAGGUGCAACAACUGCAAGGCUCCAUGCGUGACAUACUCAACUGCCUAACGUUAUUCUGCAACUUGCCGCAGGAGAAUGUCAAGAAAUUGCUUUCAGCUGGCGUAGCCGACGCACUGGCCACCAAUGAGAAACGCGAUUGCGCUGCUACGCAAACUGAAAUCAUCGCUGUGCACACACCACAAAUCGAGAAUCAAAGUAAUUUUCCAUUCUCAAAAAUACGCCCAUCAACAUUGCCGCUGGACAAGCAGAAAUGUGGCGCUGGCGCUAGUGGUGUGGGAACUGCAAGUCAACAGCAGACUGUCUCAACGAGCGUUGGUUGCGGCAUGCAAACGCAACCAUACCAAUACUUGCAGCAUGAACAAAUCACCGAAGUUGCUGAGCCGACAGAGCAGUUCAAUGAGAGCGGCAUACAAAGUGAGGAUGUGCGCAGCGUGGAUGAGCAGGGCGAUACGUGUGGUGAAAAAUCCGAUGGUGGCAAAGAAUAAGCUGCAGUUUCUUAAUUUUCAUUAAAAUUUAGUUGCGUGAAGUGAAUUACCCAAACAGUAUAACGGUGUAUAUAUUUGUUGGGUGUGUGUAUAUGUGGAAAAAGUUGAAACUCUUCAAAAAGCAAUUAGUUUGCGCCAAAGAACGUCGUGUUAUAUGCGCAAAAAAGAUCUCAGCUACGGAAUGUUUCUAUUCCCAAUCCACUCUCUAUUUUAUAAGUGCUAUGCUUCUUUGUGAUUUUUAUACAUUAGCAACCUGAAUUAAUUUCGGCGUCCACUCUCAGCCUUUGAUAGUGUACAUUUUGAAUUUUACUCUUUUUUUUUUGGUUCUUUUGUGGUAUUUAUUUGGUUUAAGCAAAAUUUACAAUUUUAUGUAUCUAUUUUUAUGGCUAAUGAUUUGUUUAGGAAUUUUCCAAAAUGAAAAAUGCUAAAAUAUUACAAACGGAAAAUUAUUUGUAAAACAAAUAAUGUUUGUACUCUUUUUUAUUGAAUUUCGCGGAUUUAGUAAUGUAAAUGAAACCAAACAUUGAUAUGUGUGAACACAAGCUUGUUUUAACAGCUGUUCUUGUGCAGCAAGCAGAAGUGUAGAAAUAAAGUUUUUAUUUACUUUUAAAUUUAAAAUUUACAAAAUAACACCAAGUACAUGCAUUGAACGAGAAUUCAAUGUUUAUAGCCCGUUUUGGUGAAAAUCAAAAUGAUUUAAGAGAUUAAGUAUACAAAGUUUGUGGCUUCAACGCUUACAUGGCUAUGUGUACAAUGAGAUUUUUCGCAUACUUUUAAGCAUUUACCAUUUAUAAACAUAAUUUAUUAAUUUUAAUUUAGUUCUAAAUUUAAAUUAUUUUUAUUUGCAUACCAUUGCUUUUAAUUAAAAGAAAAUUACUAUUCGUUGAUAAAUGUAGUGGAUAUUUAGCUUGGUCAACGACUUGUGAAAAGCUUAAGGCGACGUCCACUGAGGAGCACUGAAUAUGCUUUAUAACAAUUAAGAUUUAAAUAAAUGCUUUCACUCAUACAAUUUAGCGAAAAAUAUUCAUUAAUACACAAAAAAGUUAGUGCUAUGCUUACGAAAAUAAAAUUGCAAAAACGAAAAUAAAAAAAAUGUACAUUUCGAGCUUUUGCACUUUUUACUGAUUUAUACACUCUAAGUAACAUUUGCAUCUUAAACAUUGCAGAGUUUGAAUAAAAAUGCAAAUAAAAGCAAAAUUUGGAAAAAAA